UCGGGUCUGUUGUCUGCAAUUUAACCAGCACGUGGAGCUGCUAAAGGAAGAGUCAGCUGCGCGUUCUUUCAUGAACUUCGGAUGUUUAAAGUUCUUCAACGGUAGGAUUGUCCAAGUGUUUCAGAGUCACUAGAGUUGUGACUUUCCCCUUCUUAACUGGGGACAGAGCGGGACUAUAGACUUGCUGUUCUUCAUCCAUUCCCAACCCUGGCUCCUUUUCUGAUUCAGACAUUUUUUGAAGGAAUGUCUUCCAAGUGCUAGGCACCUGUGGGCUAGUGUGCCAAUGGAUGAGACAGUCACAGGAAGCAGUUGCGGAGGGUUUUGGAGCUACUGAGUGGAUGUGCGACAACAGCGUGUCUGAUGACACCAAGUUGUUGGUACUCCCUGCGAGGUAAUGGGGGUGGGGCACAAAGAAAUCAGCGGUAAAUCUCGCCCUUCAGGAAUCUGCGGUCUAAUCAUCAAUAACCAAAAAUCACUAUGCUAGAAGGAAAAAAAAAAGUUGCCGGAUAAAAGCACAGGUCUAGUUUUUUGUGACUUUCUCCAGAAGGGAAGAAAUUACAUCUUUCCUGGGCUCAGCCAGCCAGCCGGCCCCGACAACCGGGCUAGGCAGACAGGCUGCCCCACGGCCACACGCUGGCGCUUGAACUUUGAGUCGCCUUUCCCAGCCCCUGAGAAGCCCCGACACAAGCCGCAUUGGACGCGGCAGUGUGAGAUGGGGAGGACGGAAGGAAAGUCCUCCCGACGAGAGAGCAGCGGAGGCAGGGACAGGAGGCCGAUCUGGAGUCAGGCCUCGGAGUGAAGUCUGUGAGGAGGCCUAACACCGGCGGGCGCGGAGACAUUUCCUCGGGAGACAGGCGCUGUGGAGACUCCCCACAGGGCUCGGUGGGCUGGCGCUGUGUUCGGGUCCUGGUCCGGGUCCGAUUCUCAGUGAAGAGGAGCUCAUCGGAGGAGGACCUAGGUAAGCGAAAAGCAGACUAGAGAGGCGCGGUGGAGAAAGGCUCUGAAGAUGGCGGGGGAUAGGAUUUGGUUGUGCGGGCCGGCAAGCCUGACGACAUCAGCCAGUGAGGACCGGGGGCCUGAGGGCCCCGGCCGCUGGGGACACGAUGGCCCGCCUAAUGCGGAGGAAAGGGCCAGCGCCGAGCCCAGCGCGCGCUAACCGCUGAGAGGCCUCGGGAAGGCCCGCCCAGCGCCGCCACGCCCGUUCUCAUUGGUGCCUCGUAUUUCCCCGCGGAUUGGCUACCUCUAAAACGGACUUGCGCCCUACUUCCGGUGAGGCUUCUCAGGAAAGGCCGGAAGAGUGCGCUUGCGCGCGCGUCCCAAACUACGGCCGCUUCGGGGUACAGUGCAUGGGGCAUCGCACUCUGUCCUCCGUCCCGGCCCUCUGGGCCUCCAUCCCCUGUCCACGCUCUGAGCUGCGCCUGGACUUGGUUCUAGCUUCUGGACAAUCCUUCCGGUGGAAGGAGCAAAACCCUGCGCACUGGAGUGGCGUGCUGGCAGACCAGGUAUGGACACUGACCCAGACCGAGGAGCAGCUCUACUGCACUGUGUACCGAGGGGAAAAGGGCCAGGCUGGCAGGCCCACACCAGGAGAGCUAAAGGCCCUGCGCCAGUACUUCCAGCUGGAUGUCAGCCUGGCUCAAUUGUAUCGCCAUUGGAGUUCCAAGGACCCCCACUUCCAAAAAGUAGCUCAGAAAUUCCAAGGUGUUCGACUCCUACAACAGGAUCCCAUCGAGUGCCUUUUCUCCUUCAUCUGUUCCUCCAACAACAACAUUGCUCGCAUCACUGGCAUGGUGGAGCGGCUCUGCCAAGCCUUCGGACCUCGGCUCAUCCAGCUCGAUGAUGUCACCUACCAUGGCUUCCCCAGCCUGCAGGCCCUGGCUGGGCCAGAGGUGGAGGCUAAGCUCAGGAAGCUGGGCCUUGGGUACCGUGCCCGCUAUGUGAAUGCCAGUGCCCGAGCCAUCCUUGAAGAACAGGGGGGGUUGCCCUGGCUGCAGCAGCUGCGUAAGGCCCCCUACGAAGAGGCCCACAAGGCCCUCUGCACCCUGCCUGGAGUGGGCACCAAGGUGGCUGACUGCAUCUGCUUGAUGGCCCUAGACAAGCCCCAGGCCGUGCCCGUGGAUGUCCACGUGUGGCAGAUUGCCCAACGUGACUACAGUUGGCACCCCACAACAACCCAAGGCAAGGGUCCAAGCCCCCAGGCCAACAAGGAACUAGGAAACUUUUUCCGGAACUUGUGGGGACCUUAUGCUGGCUGGGCCCAAGCAGUGAGUAUACCUAGGCUUCCUCUCUUCCAGCCUAGACCCCAUAGGACUUCUCCCCAAGCCCUGGCCCAGGGACUCUUCUACGGCCUCUGCCCUAGGUGACCCUAAAGGAUUCUCUACCCUCCAUCCCCAGUCCUGACUCUAGUGGAUUUGUGUUGCCCUGGACCUGCUCCCCAGUAAUUCCAUUUCUCCCCACACUACCACCAGCCUACCAGCCUAAACCCAGUGUACCCUGUCCCCACAUAGACUCUUCCCCCUGCCCCUAGGUGCUGUUCAGUGCUGACCUACGCCAACACCACCAAGAGCCACCAGCAAAGCGCAGAAAGAGAUCCACAGGGCCCGAAGUCUAGGUGGGGGCACAGGACAAAGGGAUUCUCCCAGUACC
Molecule: messenger RNA, 2646 nt
Organism: Myotis lucifugus (little brown bat)
Lineage: Eukaryota; Metazoa; Chordata; Mammalia; Chiroptera; Vespertilionidae
Gene: OGG1
Product: 8-oxoguanine DNA glycosylase
Exons: 7
Coding region: 1347-2363 (338 amino acids)
Biological process (GO): base-excision repair; nucleotide-excision repair; base-excision repair, AP site formation
Cellular component (GO): nucleus
Molecular function (GO): damaged DNA binding; 8-oxo-7,8-dihydroguanine DNA N-glycosylase activity
Source: RefSeq, a predicted model, not a curated record